AUGGUUUUCGGCGAGGUGAAUGUGGUGGCCAUCAUGUACCCUAAGCCCGGCAAGCAUGACGAAUUGUCGCGUCACUUGGCAGAACUCACCCGUCAGGUGCAUGCCACGGAACCCGAUACGCUAGUUUACUACGCCUUUUCCAUUAAAGAUGGGGACGAGAUUAUGGUCGUCGAGAAGUACAGGGAUCAGGAUGCGCUUCAUAUGCAUCUACUCAGUCCGCAUUUCCAGGAGUUCGGCAAUAAGGCGGCUGGGUUGAUGGAGCGGCCAUACGAUGUGAAGGUUGGGCAUGGGAUUCUUCCGGAGUCUGUUGGGGUCACUCGAGUUCACACUUAA
Aspergillus alliaceus is the source of this 333-nucleotide messenger RNA. Its product is annotated as putative quinol monooxygenase. Lineage: Eukaryota; Fungi; Ascomycota; Eurotiomycetes; Eurotiales; Aspergillaceae. The transcript is spliced from 3 exons. The record is from RefSeq and is a predicted model, not a curated record. The coding region runs from base 1 to 333 and encodes 110 amino acids.